Messenger RNA from Plenodomus lingam JN3, 2946 nucleotides. The record is from RefSeq and is a predicted model, not a curated record. Lineage: Eukaryota; Fungi; Ascomycota; Dothideomycetes; Pleosporales; Leptosphaeriaceae.
AUGACGAUGGUUUCGAGUGCACGAAGGCUCACAUCGUUUGCACCACAUACCCGUCAAGAUGCUUCCAUUACUGUCGCAACUAUUCCGGACGCACUACUCACACACGAAUUCGAGAUCUUUACGACAUAUAAAACAUUCUAUUGCACGAUUACAGCGGCAGCACGCGACCUGAACACCUCGCGACUACACGCAGCGACUACAACACAACCGAUACGCCACGCACUUCCAGGGACUGCACCCGAAACCAACAUGGCUUCUAUAUUCACAUUCGAUCCCGAUCCUCCGCGCGUAUCAUCUCCAUGGGCAACACCUCACUCUGGAGACCAUUCCGAGACUCGUAAGCCUCCCAUCGGUGCAACGCCCCUUCCCUCCAAGCCUAGCAACCGUGGUAGUGAAGAAGAUGGGAGUGCGAAGACACAGACGAAUGGUUUGGACUACACUGGUAUCAAAAGACUAGAGGCUGAGCCUCAGGAAGGCCCUACAGAAUACAAACUACACUUGCUCCUUCGACGAAGAAGAUCAUUUACCCGCGCCAGUACGGGUCAGCAGGGUCAUCAUGUAUCAGGAUCCCUCAGGAGAACCGAUAUUCCUGUCCCUGUUCCUGCAGGCCGCAGUGUCUCUGACUCGGGCCUGCUCCCUGAAACCCCUCCUCUAUUGGCCUCCACGCAGUCAAAGCAGCAUCGUCUAGAACAGUUGACCACCCAGCUAUUGUGGCGCCUGCAGCAAUCCUGUUCCCACCACAUUUCAUCCUCAACUGGUUCGAUCAUGCCACAUUUCCCGGAUGUCUCUCAACUUUCCACGCCUGAGAUGCCUCAACGACUCCUACCAGGACUCGAGGAAAGCCAAGGAGCUCUGUACGAGAUCGGCGUUGCCGACGACGGCACCAUUGUAGGUCUUGCGGAAGACGAAAUGGAAGAAAGCCUGAACAACUUGCGCGCCAUGGCUGCAAGUCUAGGAUGCGGUGUCGAAGUCCAGCGACGGGUGCCUGUGGGCGACUGUGAGUGGCUGGACUAUGCUGGUACUCCACAGCAAAAGACGCAAUCGUCUCAACUCUGGGUUGCAGAAGCCUUGGUUCGCCCCGAGCAGCAUCUUGUGGAUUACACGAGGAAGUUUAGAGAGAAUGCCCAGCCUGCAGGUGUGACACCCACUCCAGGUAGGCUGGAAGCUGACGGUAUCAUCAACGAGUCGCAUACGGUGACCGAACAACUGCGCGUUUCCGUUACAGGCGCAACCAUGUCUGGAAAAUCUAGUUUGCUGGGCACUCUAUCUACUGCAACGCUAGACAACGGACGAGGUAAGAGUCGCCUAGGCUUACUCAAGCAUCGACACGAAAUUGCCUCAGGAAUGACCAGCUCGGUCACCCAGGAACUCAUAGGGUAUAGCGAUGACAUCCAGGGCGCGAAUACUACUGCAACGCACGCCAUUAGCUACGGCUCUGGAGAUGUCUCUUCGUGGGCUGACAUCCAUGCGGCGGUCGAGAGCGCAGAACAAGGGAGGCUGGUUUUUCUCUCAGACUCUGCAGGACAUCCUCGUUUCAGGCGGACCACUGUCCGCGGGAUCGUCGGGUGGCAACCACAUUGGACACUUUUAUGCGUCCCUGCAGACGACACAGACGAUUCCUCCGGUAAGAUUGGAGCCUCGCCGACUUCUGAAGAACUACUCGGCCCGGCAGCCGCAGACUUCGACCUGUCGCAUGCCCAUCUACAGCUCUGCCUCGCCUUGGAAUUGCCCCUGGUGAUUGUGAUCACAAAGUAUGAUUUGGCUACCAAGGCUGGCUUGCGUCAAACGUUGUCGAAGCUGUUAUCUGUGCUCAAAGAAGCUGGACGUAGACCAUGCAUCAUUUCUGAUACCUCGCCCUCCGUGCUCGAGGCUGAUUUACACGACGUUUCAGCGACGGAUUUCCACGAAGCUGGAACCAUUGUCAAACUCUUGCAAGACUCUCUACUCGCAGCCGUGCCCGUGAUCCUCACCAGUGCCGUCAAAGGAAGCGGCAUCCAAAAACUCCACGCCUUUUUGCGCCAGCUCCCCGUACCCUCACAACCCUCCCCUCCACCACCCACCUCCCCAUCCCCCCUCUUCUAUAUCGAAGAUGUAUACAGCGUCCGAGCAAGCACCUCGACUAACCGCUCCGCCAUCAUCGGCGGCUACCUACGCUACGGCUCCCUAGCCAUCGGAUCAGAACUCGUACUCGGCCCCUAUCCUAUCGACACCACUUCCGACGAUAGCGACAGCAGCAACGGCCGCCAACCUCCCCGAAAAUCUCUCCUCCCAACAUCACGCUCCUUCCCCGGUGCCCUCGCCUCAAAGGCUUCGCGCAACGCCGGACUCCGCCACCAACAGGCCGAAUGGCGCCGCGUCUGCAUCACUUCGUUGCGCAACUUGCGCUUGCCAGUGCGUGUCCUGCAUGCAGGCCAGGUCGGUACCAUGGGCAUCACCCCCGUUGACUCACCGGCCAUGGUGCACACCCCGAGUAUCCAGCGCAUACGAAAGGGCAUGGUGCUUGCGGCACGCGAGUCCACAGCCCGCAAGGUCAUUGCCGUUCGCUUCGAAGGCAAGCAGGCGUGCGGUGUGAGGGGCUGUGCCGUGGGCAGCGCUGUCGUGGUCUAUAUAAAUAGCGUGAGGGCUAGUAGCAAAGUUCUUUCUGUAUCGACAGCGGGGGGUAUAGCAAGUGCAAGUGCAACUGCCCCUAUCGAUAACAACAACGAGGACACCGAAGACGGAUUCGGCUUCAACUUUGACGACGAGAGUGUGGCUGCGUCGGCACAGCCAUCGCCCGAGGCCACGCUCGUCAAGUUUCAGUUUCUGGCCGCGCGCGAGUUUGUCGAGAUGGGGGCUCGGGUCCUGGUUAUGCCUGGUGGGGGGCCCGGCUUGUCUGGGGGGAAUGAGAGGGGCGCGAAAGGGCUGGCUGGGCUGGAGGGGUUUGUGGGGAAGCUUGUUGAUGAAUGA